AUGGGGCUGCCCAAGGUCCUCCUCGCCCUCUCCUGCCUCUGCCUCAGCGUGGGUUCUGGGCAGUACGUCCCGGACCUCGUCACUUCCUUGCCUGGCCUCUCGACUCAGCUCAACUUCCUCCAGUGGUCAGGCUACCUCCAGGCUGGUGAGGGCAAAUACUUCCACUACUGGUUUGUGGAAUCCCAGGGGAACCCCGCCUCGGAUCCCUUGGUUCUCUGGCUGAAUGGCGGUCCUGGCUGUAGCUCCAUGGAGGGAAUUCUGGCAGAGAAUGGGCCUUACCGGAUGAAUGCAGAUGGCACCCUCUACAUGAACCCACACAGCUGGAACAAGGUGGCCAAUGUCUUAUACCUGGAGUCCCCCGCAGGUGUGGGCUAUUCCUACUCCGUCAGUCAGAACUACCGCACCAACGACCAGCAGGUGGCUGCUGACAACUACCAGGCAGUGCUAAGCUUCUUUGAAAAGUUCCCCACUUUCGCCAACCACGACUUCUAUGUCUUUGGAGAAAGCUAUGGAGGGGUGUAUGUCCCCUCCUUGAGUGCACAGAUUGCCAAGGGUCCGUUUUCCGCUAACUUCAAGGGCUUUGGAGUGGGAAACGGAAUGAGUAACUACCAGCUGAAUGAUGAUACUCUGCUAGAAUUUGGUUACUACCAUGGCCUCUUUGGUGAUGACCUCUGGGCCUCUCUCACAACCUACUGCUGCUCUGAGGGUGCCUGCAACUUCUUCAACAACACAGAGGACAAUUGCUUCAAUGCGGUCUUAGAAGCUUAUGGCAUGAUUGAGGGCAUCGGCCUCAACAUCUACAACCUCUACUCAUCCUGCUGGGGGGCACAUGGCUACCAGGGGCGUUACGCUGCUGACAUGAGCAACCUCUUCCGAUCUUACCAAUUCAACGUGGCCACCCCUCCUUCAAAUGGCCCCGUUCCUGGCGUGCCUGCGUGCAUCAACGCCACUGCCAUGUACGUGUGGCUGAACAGGGACGACGUGAGGCAGGCGCUCCACAUCCCUGACUUCCUCCCUGUCUGGGAACUGUGCAGCCCCCAGGUUAGCUCUGAGUACCAGAGGCAGUACAUGGACAUGGCCCCUUUCUACCGGGAGCUGCUGCAGCUUGACAUCCGCGCCCUCGUCUACAAUGGGGACACAGACAUGGCUUGCAACUUCCUGGGCGGGGAGAAGUUUGUGCAGUCGCUGAAGCAGCCGAUGGUGAGCCCCUACCAGCCCUGGUACUGGAACAAUCAGGUGGCCGGCUUCUUUAAAGAAUACGAGAAGAUCUCCUUUCUCACAGUCAAGGGUUCAGGGCACAUGGUGCCCCAGUACCGACCUGCUCAGGCUCUGAAGAUGUUUGAGAGUUUCUUGAAGAACACCUCCUUCUAG
Elephantulus edwardii (Cape elephant shrew) is the source of this 1371-nucleotide messenger RNA. Its product is annotated as lysosomal protective protein-like. The transcript is spliced from 11 exons. Gene Ontology annotation, molecular function: serine-type carboxypeptidase activity. Gene Ontology annotation, biological process: proteolysis. Bases 1 to 1371 code for a protein of 456 amino acids. NCBI's taxonomy places the organism in Eukaryota, Metazoa, Chordata, Mammalia, Macroscelidea, Macroscelididae. The record is from RefSeq and is a predicted model, not a curated record.